UUGAGGGCGCACUACAAUACACAUGGGAUUAAUCCUGGGGCCCAGACUCACCAUACCCUUCGUCCUUCCGAGGUGGGCAAGUUAAUACCAUACUUGUCUGGGAAGGAUAGUAGCGUUUGCUACAUCGGCAGCCCACCGCGAGUCAUUGUAAAGGCCAGGUAUGCACUCAGUCACCUCCAACGAUGCUUAAUGAAUGCGUUCAAUGCCGGUUUAAUUUUCCAUUUCGUUUUUCCGUGUCAUACCUCAGUGCCACACUAUUUCCAGGCUUAUAAUGUUCAACGUGCACAUCCAUCCGGAUUUCAAGCCUUGAUUGUUUAUAAUAACGACGGUGAAUCCCCUAUUGAUAUGGCAGGAAGCAAAUAUGCGGAUUUGGUUCGAAUACCAGUUCUCAUGAUCUCUUACCAAUGUAUGAUCGCGAUUAAUUCUACAUAUCCAGUCUCACCUGGUUAUUAUGACUUGUUUCGUUACCUCAUUCCAUUCGUAGUCGUCGUAGGAUUCUGCUUCAUUGUGUUGCUCAUCAGCUUGGCGAUUAGAUUAUGUCGGGAACGUCGGCGCAUCGCUCGUAAACGUCUGUCGAAACGAAAUCUUCGGAAAAUCCCAACUAAGAAGUUUCGGAAAGGAGAUGAACCGGAAACAUGUGCUAUUUGUCUUGAUGACUUUAUUGAAGGUGAGAAGUUGCGUGUGCUACCAUGUCGACAUACAUACCAUUGCAAGUGUAUCGAUCCGUGGUUAACUCAGAACCGUAAGGUUUGCCCAAUGUGCAAGCGACGCGUUGGUGCGAAAAACUCAGAUUCGGAAUCAAGUGAAGAGGAAAUACGACAAGAGGUCUGCGUUUUUCGUUCUAAAAUCAUCCGCCAAAAACCUCGUGUGGUUAUACUAAAUUUGGAUAACGCAUCGUAA
Molecule: messenger RNA, 900 nt
Organism: Angiostrongylus costaricensis
Lineage: Eukaryota; Metazoa; Nematoda; Chromadorea; Rhabditida; Metastrongylidae
Source: the annotation of a GenBank genome assembly